CCAUUCAACGCAGCUCGCAAAUAAUCGUCAUAAUUUAAUUCGAAACAAGAGCUAGAAAGUUCCGACUAACGUUAAAUGACACGAAGCCAUAUAACGGUAGUUCUCAUUAGGCAUUGUAACCAACAAUAGUGGCGAUGACGCAUAUCGGAAGUUGUGCUUAUAUUGAUUUCAAGGCCAGUGCGAUUUAACAACUUGCUUUUUAAGCAAAGAUGUGUACUUGUCAUUGGAGCUAACAGAAAGCACAAGUAUGUUAGGGGCCGCAGCAUAAGGGCUACUUAUUGCAACUUCUUCUAAAUGUAAUUCCCCAUUAGAUAAAAUAGGCUGGUGUUGUGGACGUCUCACAAGUUUAAGUCAAAAUAACUGAAGAUGUUUGAAAACAAGUCCAUGACUCAAGCUUUAGCCAAGAAUUGUAUUUAAACCGAAACGUUUGAGCAUGAACCAUUUCAGCCACUUCGAGGCAGCUAACAGUUACCCUUAAUUAAUGUGGGUCACGCGAAGCUUAACGCCACUGUCGUGUGCUUGACAAAUGCAAAACCGGUGUGAUAGCCUCCCGUGACCAACCUUGCAGCGCCAUAUAAACAGGUUAGAAUAUCUGUGUGGCUGCUCAGAGAAGAACACAUUUAUCCUGGGUUAAGGUUUCACAUUUUUUAGGGCGCAGAAUCCAGGUACUGCUCCUGCCAUGGUACAUCUCCACAGAUGCCCUCGUAGCUAUUCAGGCGUAUUUGCCAGGGCAUGUGGUGCCCAAGCUCACCUAUUGGCGAUUGCGCAGUUUUACCUUGGGCAUGCGUGUGCAAUGAUGAUUAAUAGCGUCACUGAGGGUGCCCAGAAGCAACCCAGUUUCGCAGAGCUAUAGCGAGAGAGAGCGCAGGGCACCAUUCCUUCGUAGUUAGUUCAAGCCGAAAGACGGGUGCCCGAAAUGGUUUCACGCUCCCCUGAGCAUCACUGAUCUCCGACAGAUCAAUGAGUGGCUGCCAGCACAAAUACGGGCGAGCGGUCUGUUUCAAUGCCAUUCAGAUUGCCAAUGCAAGGAUGAAGGGCUCCCACUCAGUAAAGAGGCAUCGCAUUACUAUUCACACCUCGCACAGCGAUGGGCGCAGCGAGGUGCCCACGCGAGCGGGUCGCUCGGGUGCCCGCUGCAGGAACUCCAUCGCCUCCUGUGCCGACGAGCAGCCGCACGUCGGCAACUACCGGCUACUCAAGACCAUCGGCAAGGGCAACUUCGCCAAAGUCAAGCUGGCCCGACACAUCCUUACUGGGAGAGAGGUUGCCAUCAAAAUCAUAGAUAAGACACAGCUGAAUCCUACCAGUCUUCAAAAGCUCUUCAGGGAAGUCAGAAUAAUGAAGAUUCUCAACCAUCCAAAUAUUGUAAAGCUGUUUGAAGUCAUUGAGACGGAAAAGACCUUAUAUCUCAUCAUGGAAUAUGCAAGUGGAGGGGAGGUGUUCGACUACCUCGUAGCACAUGGGAGGAUGAAGGAGAAAGAGGCCAGGGCUAAAUUUAGACAGAUCGUGUCUGCCGUGCAGUAUUGCCAUCAGAAGCGCAUCGUCCACAGAGAUUUGAAGGCGGAGAACCUGCUCCUGGACGCCGACAUGAACAUCAAGAUCGCUGACUUUGGCUUCAGCAACGAGUUCACCGUGGGCAACAAGCUGGACACCUUCUGCGGUUCGCCGCCCUACGCCGCGCCCGAACUCUUUCAGGGCAAGAAGUACGAUGGGCCCGAGGUGGACGUCUGGAGCCUGGGGGUAAUCCUCUACACGCUGGUCAGCGGGUCGCUGCCCUUCGACGGACAGAACCUAAAGGAGCUGCGUGAACGUGUUUUAAGAGGGAAGUAUCGGAUCCCCUUCUACAUGUCCACCGACUGUGAGAACCUGCUCAAGCGUUUCCUGGUGCUGAACCCAUCCAAGCGGGGCACGCUCGAGCAAAUCAUGAAGGACCGGUGGAUCAAUGCUGGGUGUGAUGAGGAAGAUCUGAAGCCCUUUUUGGAGCCUGAGCUCGACAUCACGGACCAGAAGAGAAUAGACGUCAUGGUGGGGAUGGGCUAUUCGCGUGAGGAGAUCAACGAGUCGUUGACGCGCAUGAAGUACGACGAGAUCACCGCCACCUACCUGCUGCUGGGCAGGAAGUCCACCGAGCAGGAGGCCAGUGACUCCAGCUCAAGCAGUAACCUCUCCCUGGCCAAGGCCCGGCCCAACAGCGAGCACAACAACGGCCAAUCCCCUUCGCACCUCAAGGUCCAGCGCAGCAUUUCCUCCAAUCAGAAGCAGCGGCGCUACAGCGACCAGGCCGGCCCGGCCAUCCCCUCGGUGGGCGGCCCCAAGCGCAGCCAGACCACGACGGCCGGCGGCGACCUGAAGGAGGAGGCGUCGUCGGGGGCACAGCCCCGCAAGUCUAGCUCCUCGGGUAGCCGAGGCGUGGCGCCGGCCAGCCCGCUCCUGGGCAACGCCAACAACCCCAACAAGGCCGACAUUCCCGACCGCAAGAAGGGCACCGCCGCCCCCGGCAGCACGGCGUCCAGCGGUAUGACCAGGAGGAACACCUAUGUGUGCAGCGAGCGGAACGCAACAGACAGGCACUCAGUCAUCCAGAACGGCAAGGAGAACAGUACGUCGGGCGCGGUGCCCGGCCAGCGGAGCCACGCAGGCAGCGGCGGCGGCGCCUCCACGCACAGCGUGAGCAGCGGCAGCGGCGCCACGCCACCGGACCGGCUGCGCUUCCCGCGGGGCACGGCCAGCCGCAGCACCUUCCACGGCGGGCAGCUGCGAGAGCGCCGCACGGCCACCUACAACGGGCCGCCCGCCUCGCCCACGCUCUCGCACGACGCCACGCCGCUCUCGCAGGCACGCAGCCGCGGCUCCACCAACCUCUUCACCAAGAUCACCUCCAAGCUCACGCGCAGAGGGCCGGCAGAGUUUGAGAGGAAUGGGAGAUAUGAGGGUUCAAGUCGCAACGUUUCCGGGGAGCCCAAGGAGGACGCAAAGGACAGCAAGCCCCGCUCGCUGCGCUUCACGUGGAGCAUGAAGACCACCUCCUCCAUGGAGCCGGCCGACAUGAUGCGCGAGAUCCGCAAGGUGCUGGACGCCAACAACUGCGACUACGAGCAACGCGAGCGCUUCCUGCUCCUCUGCGUCCACGGCGAUGGUCACGCCGAGAGCCUGGUCCAAUGGGAGAUGGAGGUGUGCAAGCUGCCCCGCCUCUCCCUCAACGGCGUGCGCUUCAAAAGGAUAUCGGGGACAUCUAUCGCCUUCAAGAACAUCGCCUCCAAAAUCGCCAACGAGUUAAAGCUGUAAACUGGGACACCCUAAUUGAAAAGCGGAGGAGGGGAAAAAAGAAAACAAAUAACAGUGACAUACAUACAAAAACGACAUUAAACGAUACCAGAGAAAAUGUGAAAAAAAGCGACUAAAGGACUAAAGGCACACACAAAAAAAACUAGCAUAAUCAAGCUGUACAUGGUUUAUGAACAAACAAACAAAAGUAGCAGAUACUGAAAAUAGCGCUCAAAAAACACUUACAAAGUAUGUACCAGAAAAUAAUGUAUAGACUUAUGCCUUAGGCAAUAAUUUCCCGCAUCUUUCCAUUGUUGUUAUUAUUAUUAUUAUUAUUAUUAUUAUUAUUAUUAUUAUUAUUAAUUAUUAUUAUUAUUACUGAUGCGGUCGUUGAUUAUUAAAAAGUGAGGAAUUGAAUUGCAUUGUUUUUCUGUUUUCUCUUUUUCUUUCUUUUUUUUUUAUUGUGCACUACUGCAUUAGUUGGGCUGUGUGGCCAUAGUCAUCCACCGGUCCACCCACAACCCCAGCAAAGAAAGUCACUUUACAGAAGAAAACAAAACAACAACAAAAAAAGUCACAAAAAAAAAAGUGGGGAUGAAAGCCAACGGCUCCAUCCUUCCCUGUGCUGCCUCCUGGCUUCGUCUUGGCCCUCGACCCCCCCACCCGGUGAAACUGGCACAUAGUGUGGCCAACGCCAACGCCACCCUCAGCUGACACGCUGGUCUGGGUAGGUUAGAGGCCAGCAGCUGCACUCGCACCAUGUGAACAUAAUCUAUUUUUUUCGUCUUUGUUCGUUCGUUCGUUUGUUCAUUCUGUUUCCUUUGUUCAUGUCUCUGGGUGAUGGUGGUGCUUUCUUAUCCGAAGACCCCCGGUGCCCCUAUAUGUGUGCACGCAUGCACACCCACUCAAGCAGCCACCCUCUCACACACACAAACACACCUCAUUAGCAACACUGCUGAGUCCCUCCCAUCACCCCUGUCCCGACCGAUGCAGCUGGUCGUCCCCCAGCAGCAGCAGCAGCAGCAGCAGCAGCAGCAGCACUCCCAGGACCCCACUGAUGGUGUUUCAGGACCCCACUGAUGGUGUUUCAGGACCCCACUGAUGGUGUUCCAGAGGCAAGAGGCUGAAUAGAAGAGGGCCACCCAAAGCCACUCAAGGCUCCGCCGUGCACAUAAUGGGCCCCUGAAAGAGAGAGAGAGAAAGAGCUCUAGUCCAGCGCUGUAGGCUGGAGGGCUUACACAAACACACACACACACACACACACACACACACCCACACGCACACACACACCCACACGCACUCACAUACGCACUCACAAACGCGCUCCCAAACACACAAAUUUUGAAAAAUGGGGAUGAGCUUUUUACUGUGUCUCAUUACCUUGAGUCUAUAUUGAGUUUGUUAAAUAAUAUAAUUAUUAAAAAGAAAGAGAGAGAGAUUGAGUGUGUGGUUGGGAAUAUUUUCCUUCCUUAUGUAUUUUAUUUUUUUGUCUGUUGUCAUGGAUCUUACGAGAAUGCCCUCUGCUAGCUCUUGACAUGGGUCAGUAGAGGUGGUGUCAUUUUGGUAAAGAGUUCAAAGGUCAGAGUUCAAGUUGCCAGACCACCAGUAUUCACUCCAAACCCCUUCGUAUUCUAGCACUGUCAUUUCGUUUUUUGUUUAUUUUACUGAUUAUUUUGUUUUGUCUUUCUUAUUGGUUGGAAUGUAAAUAAUGUGCAUUAGUUUGGCGACCACAGCAUCAUGAUGUACCAUUUUUUUUUUUUUUUUUUUUUUUUCUUUUUUCUUUUUUUUUUAAGUCUGGCUAAUAGCCAGAAACAAAAAUAAUGUAACUCAUCACAGGUUAAGGUUAAUCAGUGUCUCCAUUAAAACACUCUAAAAGCA
This is a messenger RNA of Clupea harengus (Atlantic herring), 5142 nucleotides long. It is a transcript of the gene mark3b, whose product is annotated as MAP/microtubule affinity-regulating kinase 3b. Gene Ontology annotation, molecular function: ATP binding; tau-protein kinase activity. Lineage: Eukaryota; Metazoa; Chordata; Actinopteri; Clupeiformes; Clupeidae. Gene Ontology annotation, cellular component: cytoplasm; plasma membrane. The record is from RefSeq and is a predicted model, not a curated record. Gene Ontology annotation, biological process: protein phosphorylation; microtubule cytoskeleton organization; intracellular signal transduction.